GCUGUCAUUUCCGGUUAGGCCCGCAUUCCCUCCCGCGGGGAGGGAGUAAAGAAAGAAAGAGAAAAGGGGGGCAGGGAGAGGAUUUGUGUGGUUCUCGGCCUCCUUCCGCGCGCGUUGAUCCUGGAAAUUCUCGGGAACGGGUUUACGAACGCGCAACCCGGAAGUUCUGGUCUUCGUUUCCGGGUCUUGGUCUCUCCUUCUCCCUCUCGUUCCCUCCCUCCCUUCUCUUCCCCCACUUCAAAGCGGCUCUUCCAAAAUGGCCCCCCUGGAUUUGGAUAAGUAUGUAGAGAUCGCGCGCCUCUGCAAGUAUCUGCCCGAGAACGACCUCAAGCGCUUGUGUGACUAUGUGUGUGACCUGCUCCUGGAAGAAUCUAACGUGCAGCCUGUUUCUACACCAGUUACCGUCUGUGGAGACAUUCAUGGACAGUUUUAUGAUUUAUGUGAAUUGUUUAGAACUGGAGGUCAGGUUCCUGAUACAAACUAUAUAUUUAUGGGUGACUUUGUAGACAGAGGCUACUAUAGCCUUGAGACAUUCACAUUUCUUCUUGCCCUAAAAGCAAAAUGGCCUGAUCGUAUCACACUUUUGCGUGGAAAUCAUGAAAGCAGGCAAAUAACACAAGUGUAUGGAUUUUAUGAUGAAUGCCAAACCAAAUAUGGUAAUGCUAAUGCCUGGAGAUACUGCACCAAAGUCUUUGACAUGCUUACAGUAGCAGCGUUAAUAGACGAGCAGAUACUGUGUGUACACGGGGGCCUGUCCCCAGACAUAAAAACACUGGAUCAGAUCCGAACUAUUGAGCGCAACCAAGAGAUUCCACACAAAGGAGCUUUUUGUGACCUUGUCUGGUCUGACCCAGAAGAUGUUGACACCUGGGCUAUUAGUCCUCGAGGAGCUGGCUGGCUAUUUGGAGCCAAAGUUACCAAUGAGUUUGUCCACAUCAACAACUUAAAGCUCAUCUGCAGAGCCCAUCAGCUGGUACACGAAGGCUAUAAAUUCAUGUUUGAUGAGAAGCUGGUAACGGUAUGGUCUGCUCCGAACUACUGCUAUCGCUGUGGAAAUAUUGCUUCAAUCAUGGUCUUUAAAGAUGUAAAUACGAGGGAACCAAAGCUCUUCCGGGCAGUCCCAGACUCUGAACGUGUGAUCCCGCCAAGAACGACCACACCCUAUUUCCUUUGAGAUACUGUUCAGCUUCUUGUACUGGUUCUCUGCGGCAUACUUUUUAUCGAGCACUUUGCUGCUGAAAUGUUGCCUCUUGCCUUUUUUAUUUUUAAAUUAUCUAAAUGUGUUGUACAUUGUGUCCGUAGCGAUGCGUCUCUUGAUCCUUUCUGCACAUCUUUUUGUACCCCAUCUGCCUUCCCAAGAUUUGUCUGCGAGUGCUUGUGAAAUGUCUCUAGCACUUACCCUGCUGGCAGCUGUUCUUGCAUAUUUGUGGGAGUGUGUGUGUGUUUUUUAGGGAAAACUGCACUUUUCCUUAAAAUAAUAAAAAUAGAACAAGGUAUCAGAACUAGUCUGAUCUCCUUCAUUUCAUCCAGGAGGUUAUUUUGGGGAGGGGUUGGGUUUUUUUGGUAAGUUUUAAAGAAAUUUCAGCAGCAAAGUCAUACUGAGGGUACACAAUGGAACUUGCAGCAAAGUGUAGUAUACACAUUUCCAAGAUGCAAAAGUGAAUUGUCCUAGUUAUAUUUUGUUUUAAAGUGGGUAUAAAUUAGUGGUCUAAAAGGCUGCCCCAAUUAUACUUUUGUUUGCUUUGCCUUGGGUUUUUUAGGAUUCAAAAGUAAAAUACAAAACCGGCUGCAAGUAUUUGAAUUUGUAUAGUAAAAUAAUUGUCCUGAUUAUUUUCAGAUACCUUGUAUUUGUAAUAAAGUAAUAUUCUGAAUUCUGCCUCUAGGUUAAACGUUGGAAAUAAACCAUACAUUGUUAAUAUGAA
Messenger RNA from Sphaerodactylus townsendi, 1922 nucleotides. RefSeq names its product protein phosphatase 6 catalytic subunit (gene PPP6C). Gene Ontology annotation, molecular function: protein serine/threonine phosphatase activity. The transcript has 7 exons. NCBI's taxonomy places the organism in Eukaryota, Metazoa, Chordata, Lepidosauria, Squamata, Sphaerodactylidae. Gene Ontology annotation, biological process: peptidyl-serine dephosphorylation; G1/S transition of mitotic cell cycle. The record is from RefSeq and is a predicted model, not a curated record. The coding region runs from base 257 to 1174 and encodes 305 amino acids. Gene Ontology annotation, cellular component: cytoplasm.